Drosophila teissieri is the source of this 555-nucleotide messenger RNA. RefSeq lists its product as uncharacterized. The transcript has 2 exons. The record is from RefSeq and is a predicted model, not a curated record. Bases 63 to 461 code for a protein of 132 amino acids. Lineage: Eukaryota; Metazoa; Arthropoda; Insecta; Diptera; Drosophilidae.
UCAAUGCUUUUGUUUACUUUCGAGUUUUGCUCAGAGCUGUUUGAAGAAAUAUCACUUGCAACAUGUCGCAAAUAGAUCUGAACAAAAGUAUUGAGAUAAUAACCAAAACCGAGGAGUUGGCCGAUAAAAUUCUGGUCAACAAGCAGGAACUGACGGUAAUGGAUAAACGCCGCCAGGAAACCCGGCAGGCAAUGCGGCUGAUGGAAAAGUCGGAGGACAAAAAAGUUUGGAUCACGAUUGGCAGUAUGCUAGUCAAAAUGGAGCGAGAAAAGGCAUUGGACCUGCUCAAGAAAGAUCAACAGCAAAUAGAGCAGCAAAUCAAUCUGAUAUACUCAGAUCAGAAAGUUCUGGUCAACAAACAUCGCGAUUUGGAGUUCAAAUCGCCCUUCUCGGGAACACAUCUUAAGCCCUUAGAAAAGAAGGAGUUCGACGCUCUGAAAGCUAAUCUCCCAUUGCUGUGAAUAUUUAUGUGUAUUAAAGUAAGUCUUGGUGCUUAAAAUUUUUAUGUGUGUGGCGUGAGUGCGAGACAUUUGAAUAAAACAUUUAUAAUUUAAA